Messenger RNA from Penicillium samsonianum, 2472 nucleotides. RefSeq names its product FAD-dependent oxidoreductase. The coding region runs from base 1 to 2472 and encodes 823 amino acids. The transcript has 4 exons. Gene Ontology annotation, molecular function: FAD binding. The record is from RefSeq and is a predicted model, not a curated record. NCBI's taxonomy places the organism in Eukaryota, Fungi, Ascomycota, Eurotiomycetes, Eurotiales, Aspergillaceae.
AUGGACGAAAAGCCGUUUAAAGUCGUCAUUGUGGGUGGCAGCAUUGCUGGACUCUCGCUAGCCUUGAUGCUAGAGAGGAAUGGCAUCGACUUCGUCAUCCUUGAAGCAUACGGCAGCAUUGCACCCCAGGUCGGGGCUAGUUUUGGCGUUUUGCCAAACGGCUUUCGCAUUCUCGAUCAGCUGGGUUGCUAUGAGUCGGUUUUAAAGAUGGCAGAAUACCCUGUCGACACAUUCUGCUUCCGUGAUUCGCAAGGACAACCAUUCUGGACAUUCGAGAACUUUAACGAGACUUCAAUCGGAAGUCAUGGUUAUCCUGUUGUCUUCCUGGAUCGCCGAAUGUUGAUAGAAGUCCUCUAUGAAAAGAUCCAGGAUAAGACCAAAGUGAUCACCUCUCAGCGGGUCCAGACUAUUGAAAAUGGUACUUUGGGUGUGACAAUUACCACAACGAGUGGUCAAGCCUACACCGGAAAUAUCGUGGUCGGAGCAGACGGAAUUCAUUCCAAAGUGCGGCAAGAAAUGUGGAAAGCGGCCGAAAAGAUAGAUCCCACGUGGAUUGAUCCUACAGAAAAAUCUGCACUGCCUGCAACCUACGCAUGCAUCUUCGGCAUUUCCAAAGGUGUGAAGGGAAUCGAGAAAGGCACGCUGAGCUCGGUGUUCAAUGAGCAUUUCUCGUAUCUUAUUGCCAGCGGACCCGGAGACCUCACCUACUGGUUUCUCGUGCGGAAUAUGGGAAAGACGUACUAUGGUGCAGAUAUCCCUCGGUUCACCAAGGAGGAGGAGGAGGCAUGCGCAACGGAACAUUUCGACGACCAGAUCACUCCUACGCUUCAAUUUUCCGCUCUGUACAAGGGCAGAAUCGCCUCGGUAUACACCAGUCUGCCAGAAUACGUCUAUAAAAGAUGGCAUUUCCAGAGAAUUAUGACCAUUGGCGACGCCAGUCACAAGUUUGAGCCUUUGACAGGCCAGGGAGGCAAUAAUGCAAUGGAAACCGCUGCAUCCCUGACAAAUCAUCUCAUUGCGGCCCUCAAAAACUGCCAGUCUGGCAGCCUCUCGUCGGCAGAAAUUUCGAAGGUCUUUGAGAGCGUUCAACAGCAGCGUGAAAAACGUGCGUGGGGAUUGGUCAAAGUAUCCCAUGCCCGGCAGCGCAUGGAGUGCCAGGAAACGCCCUUGUUGAAGUUCAUGGCAAGAUACGUGGUGCCACGCCUCUCUAGAUCCGCUGUCCUCAACAAAUGGGUCGACACGUAUUCUCCCGCAGUGUCCUUAGACAUGCUUCCGCUACCACACAGGCCUCGAGAAAUUGCAUAUUUCGACGAGCGGUUCAGGCUUCCGUCAUCUCGGGGCAUGGUAAGCAUCUUGUUGUACGCUGCGUACUUUCUCUUAGCCUGGUUAGGCCAUCGCCAAUUGUCAACAGCACUCAGAGCAAAUGGAACAAUGGGGUUGGUCCGCCAGGCAAUCCAGAACCAGUCGGUCCUACUACCAGGAGGAGUUGAAGCUCCCCUUCGCCAGGUGUAUACAGGGCUCGGACCUGUUGAUCUCAUUUUGAAAAUCUUGGUGACAAUAUUCCUGCCAGCGGUCUCCAACUUCUCCACGCCGGAGCAGCCAUUCCAAGUUCUAUACUUCCUGGGUUCGCUGAUGCCGAUUAUCGCUAUCUUGACGGUUGAAGGUUUCCGACCAAGGAACAAAUGGACCCUUCUUGCCACUCCGAGUCUAUGGGCGGUUCUAUAUCAGUUGCGAGGGAUGGGGCUGGUUGCACCGCUCUAUUUCGCAUCGAGCACGUAUAUUUCCUCUGGGAUACCAUACUUCUCCCCAAGUUCCCGCACACUGCCUGAAUCCACUGCUCGAGCUAUACUGCCUGCACUGGUACUGGGAUUCGUUGUGCCCACAAUCAUGCUGUUCUUCCCACUGGCUGAUGCUCUGAACACGCGACAGAUCUUUAUUGCACUGUGGCAGCCCGCUCCGGUAUAUGUGGUUAUCUUGACUCAGAUAUUCUCUCGUGCCAUCAAAUCGAUCGGUUCAAGCACACCAGCCAAGACCAAUAGCGCCCCAGCGGAGAGGAAACCUAACCGUGACAUCACACACUUGAAAACACUCUACGCUGUGGCCGGUUGUGUAUCUGCUUGUUUCCAUGUGGCCUUGUUGCUGAGCUGGGCUGCUUUGGGGACAAACUUUAUUACCAAGGCAUUCAUCCCAUCCGAUGCCUUCGCACAGGUGGCAACACUUGCAGACGGUGUCUUCAUAUUUUUCCAGAACGACUUCUUGCUUGUUGCAGCAGCAACUCUCCUGUGGUGCUUAGCUAGCAUGUGGGAUCUUUACCGCAUUGGGGUUUCUAACGUCUCCUGGCAGGUGGCACUGGCCGGUAUGGUUCUGGGUUCCGUGGCAAUUGGACCGGGUGCGACCGCGGCAGCUGUGUGGUAUUGGCGCGAGGAGGUCAUGAGUCAGACAUCUUUCCGCCGGCAUGGUCCGGAUCUCUAG